AUGGAUAAUCGUUCAUCGCAAAUUGAAGAUGGACCAAAAUUUAAAUAUUGUAAAUUAGGGAACAUAGUUCAUUUAUAUAUCUAUCUGAUUUAUUUCCAUCAAUCAUAUUUAUAUGAUUUAUGUGAUGAAGAUGAUGUAAUGAUAUUAUUAAUAAGUUAUAAUUUAUGUAAAUCUAGUAUAUUACUUGGACAAACAACAACAGAAUAUAAUGAAUUAUAUAUACGUUUAAUUGAACACAAUUUUAAAUUAACUAAAACUCAUGCAUAUGCAUCAUGUUUAUUUUUACUUGAAAGUCAUCAAGUUGAUUUAAAUAAAUUAUAUAAUACAAGAAUUAAAUAA
This is a messenger RNA of Rotaria sp. Silwood2, 339 nucleotides long. The record is from the annotation of a GenBank genome assembly. Lineage: Eukaryota; Metazoa; Rotifera; Eurotatoria; Philodinida; Philodinidae.